Messenger RNA from Pseudogymnoascus destructans, 4458 nucleotides. RefSeq lists its product as uncharacterized. Lineage: Eukaryota; Fungi; Ascomycota; Leotiomycetes; Thelebolales; Thelebolaceae. Bases 1 to 4458 code for a protein of 1485 amino acids. Gene Ontology annotation, biological process: RNA export from nucleus; protein import into nucleus. Gene Ontology annotation, cellular component: nuclear pore. The transcript is spliced from 3 exons. The record is from RefSeq and is a predicted model, not a curated record. Gene Ontology annotation, molecular function: structural constituent of nuclear pore; protein binding.
AUGGCUUUCAGCUUUGGAAAUGCCAGCCAGACGGCCUCUGGGUCGGGGCAGGCCCAAACUGGGCCUGAUCUCUUAGAUAUUCAGACAGAGGCAUUGGGCUUCUUAGCUAUUGCAGGGGAAGCCAAAUUACAGCUGCUUCCGUCGCCAUGGCCGAGCACGAACCUGCCUCCACCUACCUCAUCCCUCAUGAGUAUCGCUCCGAAAAAAGGGCUUGUUGCCGCUGCAGGACCAGAUUGUGUUAUAUUAGCGACGACAGAGUCAAUACGAAAAGCAUACGAAGGACCACUGAUAGGCGAAAGUCACACUCGCCCAUUUCAGGCGCAGUUAACACUUCCGAUGCCUAUGAGGCUCUCUCAGGUGACGUUUACAGCUGACGAAACGUACCUGGUGUUGUCUGCUGAGGUUGGAGGAGGCUUGGCUGUCUACGAGGUCCAAAAUCUUAUGAACGGUUCCCAGACGUCCUCUUUUGAAAUGUCUACAAACUCGGCCCCCCUUCGAGCGGCAGUUCCAAACCCAACACCCGAAAAGGGUGAACUCCUAGCCAUCGUUACCAUGGACGGUAAACUCAUGGUAGCAAAUUUGAAAGAAAGGAAUUUUAUAUCCGGCGCUACUGGCCAGAUCCUUAAGGAAGGUGUAAGCUGCAUCUCCUGGAGCGCCAAAGGCAAGCAGCUGGUCGCCGGCCUUAUUGAUGGCUCGGCUUUUCAAAUGACUCCCGAUGGUGUGGCUAAAGCCCAAAUUCCUAGGCCGCCAGGUGUUGACCCCGGCUACCACGUCUCUUCUAUCACAUGGCUAGAAAAUGACGUCUUCAUGAUGGUCCAUAAUCAGUCGAAUAUCGACGCCAACAAUGCGUCCACUUCUGUAUUCCAUCUUGUAACUCGGCUACCAAAGUCAACGGAGCACAUUUUUCAGAAAUUGGCCGAUCCAGCCCCAAACUUUGGUUUGAACCGGAGCCCGCCUUAUCAUUUCUUACUACGCCUUAGAGACUUCCCUCCGAACCUUCGAGAUCUUAUUAUUGUGUCGUCCACCGCGUCUACGGAUAUUGGGCUUUUCACAAGAUCUGCGGUUCCUUUAGUUUCAGACAAGCCCGCUGAUAAGGUAACUGAUGUCUUCACUAUGACUGAGAUGUCGGAUGAUUCUCGGCGAGCACAGUUGCCUGUAAACGAGGCAAUGGAAGACACAUCGCCCAUAGGAGCGAUUCUAGAUCUAUCUUCUAGAGAGAGUGUUCCCAGACCCAUUCCAAGUGAUGAAAUGGACGAGUCUCGAACGCCUUUGCCCGCUUUGCUCGUAUUGAAUAACGAAGGGGUUUUGGCUUCGUGGUGGGUCGUAUAUUCGGAAUCUGUUCGCCAAGGAACUUCAUAUCCUGGUUUGGUUGCAGCGGCCGCGUCCCAACCCGGUGGUGCCAUGCAGCCUCUUCCAUCCAGCCAAAAUGCACCCUCCGUACCAGGUUUUAACCAGACAUUUGGCUCCCCAUCAAAUGUAGGGAGUGCAUUUGGCGCCACAAACAAACCCGCAUCAUCCUUUGGUAGUGGAACCGCAUUCGGGGGUCAGUCUAAUAAACCGUCGGGUUGGCCUAGCACGUCUUCCGGCCCGGUAGCUACAACUGGAGCUGCCUUCGGAGCACCUUCCUUUGGCACGCCAGCCACGCCAGCUUUUGGUGGCCCAAAAUUUGGCACCCCUACCUUUGGGAACGCGGUAUCACCGGCUGCGGGAGGUGUUGCUUUUGGUAAUUCUGCACUUCCAGGCAGCCGACCUUCUCCGUGGAGCGCGGCAGGAUCAGGAGCGCCAGCAACCACGUUUGGUCAACCCUCAGGUCUCGGAGUGGCAGGAACAACAGGCUUGGGUAAUGCAAAGCCAUCUGGCUCUGUGUUUGGGUCAGGCGGCGGUUCAGUUGCUCCUGCUACUGGUGGUUUUGCUUCGUUCGCUAGCAAUGGCGGGUUCGCAGCUGUGGGCACAUCACAGAAAGACCAGGGAAAUAUAUUUGCAACUAAAUCGGAAUCUACAAGCUUCUCAUUGUCGCCGAAGACAGUUGAUAACACAUCCAGCUUUGGCUUCAAUGGUGGAACUCCAGCUGCCCCACUUGCAGGCACCUUUGGUUCCCAGGGUUUCACUUUAGGGUCGGCCUUCAAACCCGAUAGCUCUCGCAAAGACGAUAGCCAAGGGACUGAGAAAGCUGGAAGUGCUCCAUUCUUUGGCGGCGGAUUCGGAAAGGCUCUGGGAGAGCCCCAGGUAUCACCUAUCGUUUCUAGUCCUGAAGCAACUAUGGAUGAUACCACUGAUCUGGGGCAGGAGCCAACUGUUGUUCCAAAAGACACUGUUACGGAACCAAUUAUUAAAACAGAGGAAGGCCUCCUGGGGACUGGAUCCGCCAUAACCACCCCUAAAGUUCAGUUCCCGACACCACAACCAAAAGCUAUUGGCCUUGGGGGGCCAGCGGCUAAACCGAUCAACACUGCGGCGCCAAAUGUGCAGAUCCCAAGCUCGACUAACUUUAGCUUCGGGCUUCCAGUCGGAACUACAGAAUCGAAAGACACUGCCAGCCAUACCAGGGAAUCUGCAUCCGUUUCUGCAUAUAUUGCAGACGCGAAGCCAAAAUUACAAUCGAGUGACGAUGUUAGCCAAAAUCUACCCGACCUGACCAAGGCAGAACGCCCUUCUGUUGUUGCUCCCCAAGUGAGCCAACGGGUUAGCGACGCCCAUGUUCCGGGCAAAGGUCAACUUGAUGCACCUCUGCCACCUGAUUUCAUCAACCUGCCAAAGCCGUCUGCUACCCAGACACUCAAUCUAGACAAGCCACAACAAAGCAAAAACCUAUCGUUCCAAGCAGAUUUUGCCCCCCUGCUCCAUGUGCCGUUUAGCCCAGGAGAGGGCCCAGGUUCUGAUUAUUCUGAUGUCGGGGAUCAAAGUUAUAGUGACGACGAAGAAAAGAGUGGCCAAGAAAGUGCGAACGAAAUUGCCAAUGCCGACGGGAAUACACCAGGUCUAACCCCCGAAAGUUCUUUUAACAAGCCCAAUUAUGCAAAUCGUGGAAACGCAGCAUUUUCCACUGGCCCUCUGAGUGGCCACCAACCACCCUCUAGAUCACUUUUUAGAGAAAUUGGAAACCGCAAUACUCCUGUUUUGGCGCCGCCUAAACCAGGAAGUCCACGAUCGCCAAGCCCUAUUCGCUCGUCUGUCCCAACCAGGCUUCUUGGUAGGCCGGACGCGUCUCGAUCAGUUAGUGCCCCUAUUGCAGCAUCAAAGCUUUUGGGUGCCCGAGCGGCGCCCAUCUCUAGCAAUGCUUUUGGGAAGGCCGGUGAAUACGGAGAAGAAGAAGCGAGACGACGCACGGAAGCGUCCAAGAAGAAAGAAGCUGAAGAAUCCCAAGCCUUGGUGGACAUCGAAGAUGACAGGAUGCAGGACUUUCUCAGCAGAGACGUAGAGGGCACAACAAGGCUUGAUGAGUUUGUCGCACAUCAGGACUAUGUUGGCGGCGCAGACAAAGAUAGCAUACCGUUCCAAGUUGAAGCUGUCUACCGUGAUAUUAAUUCCAUGAUAGACACACUGGGUAUAAACUCACACACAGUGAGAAGCUUCACCAAGGGGCAUACUGAGCACUACAAAGACGCCGGUCGAGAAAGAGCCGACUUGGAAGGAGAUGAGACAUGGUGCCUCGGAGAAAUCGAAAAUCUAUCUAGCAUCAUCGAGAAAGACUUGUCGAGGGAGCUUCAACAAGGCUGUAUUAAGGAUGUUGACAGCAAGCUUCAACUUUGUUCCAAUUUCGUCAAGGAAUUAGUUAAGUUACGAACUCGCACCGAGGACGCCCUGAUAGUUAUCACUUCCAGUCGCGAUCAAGAUCACAUCAACAUCAACAGGUCUCAGCCAUUAACAGCUGAGCAAAUCGCACAACAACACGACCUUCGGAAAGAUUUGGCACAUUUCCAGAAGCUCCUUGGUGACGCCGAGGAGCAACUUAUUAUGCUUAGAGCUAAUAUAUCAUCAUUUAUCGGCUCUGGUGGGAAAUCGGGCCCGGGUCCAACUACCGAGGCCGUUAUGAGGACGAUUGUGAAGAUGACAGCGAUGGCAGAGAAACGCAGUGGUGAUGUGGAUGUCAUAGAAAACCAAAUGCGCAGGCUGCGGUUCAGCUCGGUUACCAGCAAUGACCGUAACAGCCCCGAAGGCUCUCCAUUCGCGAGCCCAACAAAGUCUGCAAUGCGCCAUAGUACGACUUUCGCCAAAUCUGGACGUCCAUACACGCCAGACGGCACUAAAAAGGGGUCCCGCGCCCUACAUAUGUCAUUAUCAUCGUCUACACGGUCGCAAAAUCAGCCGACACCGCCACGAAAGAAACUUGAGGGGUUCACAGAAGAAGAUAAAUCAACUAUCAAAUGCUCCUUCUCAAGAAAAAGGGAGGUUACCGAUAAGUUCAAGGUGGCGUUGGAAAGGUCCAAAACCAAAGUCCGUCCGAUAGAAGAUGAAUGA